Arachis duranensis is the source of this 744-nucleotide messenger RNA. RefSeq lists its product as uncharacterized. Lineage: Eukaryota; Viridiplantae; Streptophyta; Magnoliopsida; Fabales; Fabaceae. Bases 1 to 744 code for a protein of 247 amino acids. The transcript has a single exon. The record is from RefSeq and is a predicted model, not a curated record.
AUGAAGUCACUAAGGAACCCCUGGUGGGAAUGCUUGAUCGUGAAGCUUCUUGGUCGCCGAAUCUCCCUUGCGGCUCUAACGAGAAGGUUGGAGAUUAUGUGGAGUAGAAUGGGAAGCAUAGAGGUGAUUGAUUUGGGUAAUGACUUCUUUAUAGUGAAGUUCUUUUCCUCAAAGGAUCUGGACUUUGCCUUGACAGGGGGCCCCUGGAGGAUUUUUGAUAAUUAUCUUACCAUCCGGCCAUGGCAACUGGACUUUAACCCAAAGGCAGUAACGAUUGACAGAAUUGCAGCGUGGGUAAGGUUACCAGGGUUGGAUAUUGAAUAUUAUGAGGAGACUAUGCUUAGAAAAAUAGGUAACAUUAUUGGAAGGACGUUACGUGUAGACCCUAAAAUGGCUGAAAAGUGCAGAGAAAAGUUUGCUCGUUUGUGCGUCGAACUAAACCUGACAGAACCACUGGUAUCACAAUAUUCGAUUAAUGGAAAAAGAUAUUUAGCUCAAUAUGAGGGGCUCCAUUGCAUUUGCUUUACUUGUGGGAUGGUCGGGCACGAAAAAUCUAACUAUUCGAAGAGUCAGAUGAAAAUACAAACAUCUGCAAUAAUUCCAGCAAUGUCAGAAGGAAGAACUGAAGAGACUCUGCAUGGUCACAAUAACGGUGAGGGCAGUCAUGGAAAUUCUGAAAAGGACAAAGGUAAAAAAUUCUCCACAGAGGAUAAUAGUACCUAUGGAUCGUGGAUGCAAAUCUAA